This is a messenger RNA of Cuculus canorus (common cuckoo), 727 nucleotides long. Its product is annotated as ADP-ribosylation factor-like protein 1. The transcript is spliced from 2 exons. Gene Ontology annotation, biological process: vesicle-mediated transport; intracellular protein transport. Gene Ontology annotation, cellular component: Golgi apparatus; cytoplasm. Lineage: Eukaryota; Metazoa; Chordata; Aves; Cuculiformes; Cuculidae. The record is from RefSeq and is a predicted model, not a curated record. Gene Ontology annotation, molecular function: GTP binding; GTPase activity.
GCUUGAGAUGGGGGGCUUUUUCUCCACCAUCUUUUCCAGUUUGUUUGGAACUCAAGAGAUGAGGAUUCUCAUCCUGGGACUGGAUGGAUCAGGAAAAGCAACCAUUCUCUACAGGUUGCAAGUUGGAGAAGUUGUUACCACCAUUCCGACCAUUGGAUUCAAUGUUGAGACACUGACAUACAAGAAUCUGAAAUUUCAAGUGUGAGACUUGGGAGGACAGACAAGCAUAAGGCCAUAUUGGUGGUGUUACUAUUCAAAUACUGACACAGUCAUUUAUGUAGUGAACAGCUGUGAUCAAGAUAGAAUUGGCACUUCAAAAUCAGAGCUCGUUGCUAUGUUAGAGGAAGAAGAGUUGAAGAAAGCCAUUUUGGUGGUGUUUGCAAAUAAGCAGGAUGUGGAACAGGCCAUGACUCCCACAGAAAUGGCAAAUGCACUUGGCUUACCUGCUUUGAAGGACCAAAAGUGGCAGAUAUUCAAAACCUCUGCAACUAAAGGCACCAGGCUUGAUGAAGCAAUGGAGUGGUUGGUGGAGGCCUUGAAGAGCAGGCAGCAAUACAAAGCUGACAGCUGCAAAGAAGUUGCAGCCUCAUCCAACAUCCCUCCUUCUGCAGUCAACCACACUCUGCAGACUAGUAUCCUUUACGAGACAGCACAUUGUAGUAAAGCUGUUGUGGAUCUGAAGUUUGAUGAUGCAGUGAAAGGGACAACGGGAGUAGAAUCUAACUAG